CGCAGGCGUCAAUUAGGGUCAUUGCCCUACAUGGUAGGAUGGUUUUGGACAUUCUAUCCUACAUGUAUAUAGCUAACAUGGUUUCUAGUCUAAAGAAUGAGGAUUUGUUCAGGCUGUCAGUGCAUAUGGAGCUUUCUACAUACGGGCUAAUUAAACUCCUACCACGCAAAUGUCUUACAGGGUUCGAAAGAUUGCCCCGGCGGUAGAGAUCUUCAUCUGCCCCAUAGAGGACAAAUCCACGGUAGAGAGCCCGGCAAAUCCACGGUAGACUGGAUACCAGGUUUUUCUUCUUCCGACCAUCUCAAGAGUCUGAUAGAGACUAGCAAACUCCGACCACGCACCUGCUCGAGGAAACCGUGAUGUCAUCCAGACCUGUCAUCUUGAGAUGGGAUGAUGUAUCGUUUGUCGGGGGCGUACACCGGGGAUUGAGGCUAGAAAAGGCCGACAAAUCAGCGGUUUGCGGCAGACCACGCCGGGGAGAUCAGCCGAGAAACGUCCCUACCCCAACAACUUCACCAACCGUCGCACGACAGACGACAGUACGCACGACGUGGGUCGGAAGGAUCGGAGAACCUCGGCCUGACCCGACGCUUGUCCGAGCACCCAUCGCACCUUCACCUGCACAUCCGUACGGGAUACCGAUCAAGACAGCCCAACACCCCACAACCGUUGACUUGUGUGUACGCUGUCACCAUGACGGGUCCGUGUACAUCCGGGUUCUGCAAGUGGGCCGCCCUGUUGCUGAUAGUGACGGCUGCAGCAGUGGCUGCUCAAGGUUUUCAGUGCCCGGGAACACUGGAAUCCGUGGGUACGCCAGAAACGCAACGUAACCUAGGGACUACGCGAGGGAGCUGGUACAGGGACCCGGCUCCUGGCCUGGGCAACGGCAACAUAUACGUCAUGCGAAGCUAUUUCUCUAUCGGUACCAUGGAAGAGUACGCAGACAUCGAUGACCUGAAAGCCUCGCGGCUGUCGCGUAACAUCACUCUCCCGGAUCCAGCCGGCGGAGCGGGGAUGGUAGUGUACGAUGGUGCUCUGUAUUACAACAAGGACAGAACGCCCAGCAUUAUCAAAUUCAACCUCACAACAUCCAACAAGGACGUGGAGAAGGAACUUCCAGGUGCAAAGUACGCCAACGAAGGGCGGUAUGGCUGGGCCGGGUUUUCGGACAUUGACUUCGCGUUGGACGAAAACGGACUGUGGGUGAUCUACGCCACUGACCACAGUCAGGGAAACAUUACGAUCUCAAAACUGGACCCGGAUUCCCUCGCAAUAGAGGGAACCUGGGAGACUAACUACAACAAGCGUUCGGCCAGGGACUCGUUCAUGGUGUGUGGGAAACUGUUCGUGGUGCGGCGCUACGCGCCAUUCAAGCUGGUCUACACGUUUGACACGAGCACGGGAGUUGACGAUAUCAUCGACCUCCCGUUCUCCUCACAGAACAGCCACAUCACUCAGGUGGACUACAACCCACGCGACAACCUGCUCUACUUUUGGAACAGGGGAUUCCUGCUCACGUAUCCACUAACGUUCAGCACCGUUGACGGCGGUUGGUCGGACUGGGGUGCCUGGUCUGACUGCAGCGUGACGUGUGGAGUCGGGACACAGACUCGGGACAAAACCUGCACUAAUCCGGCACCAGCAAACGGUGGGGCAGACUGUGUCGGGCCAGCAGAGGACACACAACAAUGCGACACAGGCGUAUCUUGCCCAGUUGACGGCGGUUGGUCGGACUGGGGUGCCUGGUCUGACUGCAGCGUGACGUGUGGAGUCGGGACACAGACUCGGGACAGAACCUGCACUAAUCCGGCACCAGCAAACGGUGGGGCGGACUGUGUCGGGCCAGCAGAGGACACACAAGCGUGCGACACGGGAGUGUCUUGUUCCGCGGUAUCCGAGUUGACUCUGGAUGAUGCUGGAAUAGAUCAUCUCACCGUUUCUUGGACAGUAGGAAGUCUGCCGAUCUCACUCUACAGGCUCCGCUACAAGCCGGCAGACGGGUCGGGCUCGUACCAGGACCUCUCCCCCGCACCGGGAACAGGCGACACCUCGGCUACCGUACCGGGACUGUUGGCCGACACGGACUACAACAUCACACUUACUUCUUUUGGGGACGACAACCAGCCUAAUGGAGUCAUCAGCGGAACAUUUAGUACAGAUUCGGUUGUCGUGAACGUGGAGUGUGACCAAGACAGCAUGACCAUCUCCAUUCCCCUCGCGGCGCUGCCGGCUGUGGACGUGGAGAACAUGCACCUUCUGGACACCAGCUGUGGUGCCACUGUGGAAGGGGAUAUCGUCAGGUUGGAGACACACCUGCAGGAGUGUGGGACCCGGCAGGAGACCUCAGGGGACGACAAGUUCAUCUUCUCCAACGAAGCCAUCGCUAACCAAGUGACUCACGAGAACGGUGCUGUACGUAACCAGCCAAUAAGCCUGCCCUUCCAGUGCGAGUUCCUCCGUCAGUACGAUGUUUCAGGGGGGCCCAUCAUGUACAACAUCCCGUCUCCUCGUGUUCAAAUCGUUGAUGCUAACAACAGUUUCAUCAUGGAUAUGCACAUGUACACGUCAGCAGACUACAGUGCAAGCUACGACUCAGAAGACUUCCCUAUUCAGGUCACACCGUCUGACAGUCUGAACUUCGGCCUGAGCGUGACGUCACCACUGGACAACCUGGAGCUGUUUGCACGUGACUGUGUCUCCACCCCCACCACCGACCCCUACGACUCUCCAAGGGUCAACAUCAUCACAGAUGGCUGUGAGGUUGAUGAAACUCUACAGAAGGACAACGGCCUUUCUAAUGACAAGGCCCUGUACUACAGCGUGGAGGCCUUCACGUUCCCAAAUGCUCUUGAUCCCAGCCUGGUGUACUUCCACUGCACCAUGAUCAUCUGCUUCAAGGACGACCCUGACUCCCGGUGCAGCCAGGGCUGUAUCCCAGCCACACGGCGUAGGCGGGCCGUCUCGGACGGGGCGGAGGGCAGGGUUCGCCGGGAGAGCAGCCGGGACCACCAGGCGGACAUCACCCAAGGACCGUUCCGCCUACAGUUCGAAGAAGAUGCAGGAACAGUGUCAGCCGGAGUCCCUGUGGGUACGUUGGUCGGAGCGGUUGUUGGAGUUGCUGGAGUCAUGGCCCUGCUGAUCGUGGCCGCUGUUGUGGUGAAGAAACGGGGAGGCCUGACUCCGGGGAGCAAGAAACGUGAGGACGACACUGUCGGACUGGACAACUACGCAUUCCAGGCUUGGGGGAACAAGAACAAGACUGGCACAGAGGACACCAAAGCAUAAGUUGUUUUCUUUCUACCAGUUUCAAAAAGGCUAACGAUGCUCCUCCCGGUCUUUCUAUUUGUCAGGUUCCUUUCUAACCAAAAGGGGCCACUCUACAUUCGGAAAAACAUUGAAAAUGUGGAAACGUAAUUCAAAACUACAACAACUUUUCCUUAUAACUUUAUAGAAUUACGAUGAAAUCCAAUAAAACGUAAAGAAAGCAUCAUUUUGGAACAAUGUUUAAAACAUAACUGUCGUUUGAGGGAAGAUUUUGGCACGUUAAGGUUAAACACAAAAUGAAUUGAAUUCGAAUAUAAAUUCAAUGUUAUGGAAUCCUUCCAUUUCUACCUGACAGUUAGAAAGUCUGGUGGAGCAAAAAUCCUGCCUAUCUUGGAAUGUGCUUAUCUUUGACAAAUAUUCAAACCCCCAUAUUUCCAGAUCUAAAGAAGAUUCAACACAAUGUAAACCGAGGAUAAAGGGAUAUUCUAUAAACUAACUUUCAAUCAUAUUUCUUCAUCAGUGAUACCGUAUCAUUGUGUUUUAACAUAGAAUUCUAGAUUCAAAGCGUCGUGUCAUCGAUGUAAAGUAACAAGUCAUAAAGUAGCUACGGUUACAAAUUACCCAGAAUGGAACAGAGACAUUGAAUCUGACAGACUUAACCUAAAUUACACAUCGAAGUAGCAGAUAUUGCGAACGUUUAUCUGCAAAGCUACAUCCCCGGCCCCCUUAACACCAUUAUUUGGUAUCAACAAGUCUUCAAAACAUUGCCGAUUUAAUUGUCUUUCAAAUCAUCAUAGUACCAGCAAUAGUAAAGAUUCCAUAACUGAACUUAGUGCAUCAAGUCAACAAUUAUAUAGCUAGUAAAACGUAGGCGGUGUAUACGUGGUAAACAUUAUAACCAUUCCAAUCAUAAUACAAAAAUAGUAUAGGCUCUUCAAACUUAGGUAGUGUUAUAAACAUUAUCCCGAUCACUUUAACAACACUAAAGUAGGAGCUCCAUCUAAGAUUAGACGAUAUACUAAUUAGCACAUAACAUAAACACAAUCAUAAUCCUAGUAGCCGUACCAACAAAAUCGUACUUGUUUUUCAACAUAAGCUUAGACGGUGUAUUAAACAUUAUCAUAACCUCAAUAAUCAUGCAAGCAUUUAUAUAGGAACGUAGACAGCAUGGGCUCUCCAUCUAAGCUUAAACGGUGUUUUAAACAUUACCAUACUCCCAAUAAUCAUAUAAACAUUAGAAUAGACUCUAUAACAUAAAGUAAACAUUUUUUUUAUCACCAUGCUAGCAUUAGGACAGCCUCUCCUGCUAAACUUUGUUCUUUUGUGAUUUGAACUAUAAGCUUGCUUAGUAACUCAGACUGUAUUUUCAUAUUUCAUUAAUUCCAUCAUAUGGCAAACUCUUCUAUUCUCUCCUUCUUAUAUAUUCAAGAUUAAUCAAAUAUAGUAUAUCUCUCUUUCUUUCCCUGUUUUUUUAAUAUAUACAUGGACUCUACUUUGCUAAUAAUGAUUUUUUUUUAAUCUGCUUCUUAAUACAGUAUAUCCUCAACCUCUUUAGACACGUUUAUUUCGGUACUUCAUUCACAAUCAGUAUAGUUAACUUUCUGUCAUUGUGGUUUGGCUCUUCUUAUUCUAUUUCUUCUCAGCUUAAGUAGAUACUAGACAUAAUUUUAAUAUCUGUAUCAUCUGUAUAUGCUUGGUGUAAUAGUUGGCAGAUAACAGAUGGAAAAAAGAUAACAUCUUUGGGCUCAUAGUUAAAAUGAAAGUACGAAAAUAUUCAGAAAUUGCAAUGAUACCCAGAAAUUCUAAUGUGAGUUCCACAAGACAUAAUUGUUUCGUAAUUAGGUAAAUUAAUCAUUUCAAUAAGCAUUUAACAUACUCUCCCCUGUUCGAUGAUAUAUACCUGAAGUGGUUUGUGCACAACACUGGCACUGAAAAUCUAAAAAUGUGUUUUUGUCUAUUUCUUUUAUAUUGAGGGACGGUCAGUAACUUACAAAUUUUACUCUAAAUUUUGGAAUCUAAAAGUCACAUUAACUAAUGUUGACAUCAAGUAAUUUACAGCAUAAUACCUUGAUUUGAAAUUUUUGAAUAUCUGAAUACCCCACUAUGAACCCUACUAUAUCAUCUUUAAGCUAGAACCUUGAGAAAUGUGUUCAUGGAAAAAAAGGUUCUAAUUGGGCAGUUUGAGCCACUCCAACAAAACGUCUUGUUGAGGAAAGGAAAAAGAAAAUGACAUAGAACAUUUUCAACCAACAAAACUGGAAACAUCUUGAGUUAGCUGACAGUCUGUGUUUAACUGGGGAGAGAUAAGAGAGAUCCUCGCUUGCAAAACAUCUUGAUUUACUUUGUUGGAGUGUCUAUGGAUCGUAUACGCAUCUGUUAUCUGCAUUCAGCUUGUUCAUCCGAAAAAGUACGCGUGCGCAGAAACAGGAAUUGUGGGUAAUAUGUCAAAGGUGAAGUCCAUAUUGUAAACAGUUCUCGCCUCCACCGGUGUCGCAAUUUGCAUAACUGUCCAGGUGUGUUCUGUGUAUAUCUCAUGGACCUUCACCUUUGACAUAUUACCCACAAUUACUUGUCGUGCGCAUGAGUACUUGUAAGGGUAAACAAGUCUAGACGGUGAUUGGAAAGAGACAGCGUCAACUUUUAUAAUUACGCGGGGUGUCAUACGACCGUCACAUUAUGAGAGUUAACGUAACAUGGCUUAUUAAAAAGGACACCGUGCUCAAUGUGACGUAGUUCACUUAUCAAUUCACAUGUCACCUAGAAUUAUAUCAAUAACUUACAGUACAGUAUUUCUCUAUCAAAGGCUGGAUUUGGGGAGAUCUUUAUAUUUUUGUACAAACAUGAUUGUAUUUGUGGAGGAGUGAUCUGAGUACAAUUGAUGUUUGUAAGCUGUGUCUGUACACCAUAAUCUACACUAAAACGAGUAACUCGACAAUGAACACGUAGAACAGCAGUAUCUUUGUUGACAAGUGAAUUAUUGUCUCUUGUUUACUGUGUUGUAAGAUUAAGAUUGGCAAGAUGUACUUUGUGAUAUUUUGUGAUGAAACUUGAAAACAUCUAGAGUUCUGUACAUACGGAAUAAAGCAGCAGUCAUGGUCUCACA
This is a messenger RNA of Branchiostoma floridae (Florida lancelet), 6367 nucleotides long. RefSeq lists its product as uncharacterized. The transcript has 15 exons. The record is from RefSeq and is a predicted model, not a curated record. Lineage: Eukaryota; Metazoa; Chordata; Leptocardii; Amphioxiformes; Branchiostomatidae. Bases 694 to 3285 code for a protein of 863 amino acids. Gene Ontology annotation, molecular function: protein binding.